AUGCUGUCGUUCCGGUCUCUAUUCGUCUCGUCGUUGGGUGUCAGCGCCCUCGUCGCGACAGCCUCGGCUGCCGUGGGCGCGCAGGCUAACCCAAUUGCACCCAAGGUGUUUAUUGUUUCAAUGUUCGAACCCGAGGCUGAGGCCUGGUGGAACAUCCCGGAAUUUAACCUGCUGGCCCACAACAUCUCCGUCCCGGGCCUGUCGCCCACCUAUCCCGACGUCCACUGCUCGGAGGAUUAUGAGAUUUGCCAGCUCAUCACUGGCGAGGCCGAGAUCAAUGCGGCCGUGACUGUCGCGUCGGUCGCCUUCUCACCCCAGUUCAACCUCACCCAAACAUACUUCUUCGUAGCGGGCAUUGCAGGCGUCAACCCGAAGCGCACCACCACCGGCUCCGCCACGUUUGCGCGGUACGCGGUGCAGGUGGCCCUUCAGUACGAAUUUGAUAUCCGCGAGCUGCCGAGCAACUACUCGACAGGCUACGUCCCACUGGGUUCCCAGUACCCGAACCAGUACCCGACGUUGAUCUACGGCACCGAGGUCUUCGAGGUCAAUGCCAACCUCCGCAGCAUCGCCGCUGGUUUCGCCCGCCGUGCAAAUCUGUCGGACUCGGCCACUGCCAGGGCCUAUCGUCCUCACUAUAAGACCCCGAGCGGUCUGUACAAGGCGGCGACUUUGCCCCCGAGUAUUGUGGAGUGUGAUACGGCCACGUCGGAUGUCUACUACAGUGGCAAUCUCCUCGCAACAGCAUUUGAGAACACUACCAAACUGUUCACUAACGGCACGGGCGACUACUGCUCGAGUGCUCAAGAGGAUAACGCCACCCUGGAGGUUCUGCUGCGGUCGUCGGUUCACAAUCUCACAGACUUUUCUCGCAUUAUCGUGAUGCGUACUGCUUCCGACUUCGACAGACCCUACCCCGGAUCGACUGCUACGCACAACCUGUUCGAAUCUUCUGUUCAAGGUGGCUUUGAGCUGGCCCUCGAGAACAUCUACCGCGCCGGAAUUGAGGUUGUCCAGGGAAUCCUGAAAGAGUGGGAUACGACGUUUGCCGACGGAGUGAAGCCGAGCAACUACAUCGGCGACAUCUUCGGAACACUUGGUGGCACCCCGGACUUUGGGCCCGGUGUGGAGCAAUCCCUCGAGGAGAGCGGUGCCUAUAAGAAGCGCAGCGUCCGCCGUUUUGCUCGCCGCAGUUAA
This is a messenger RNA of Penicillium argentinense, 1197 nucleotides long. RefSeq names its product purine-nucleoside phosphorylase. The record is from RefSeq and is a predicted model, not a curated record. Lineage: Eukaryota; Fungi; Ascomycota; Eurotiomycetes; Eurotiales; Aspergillaceae. Gene Ontology annotation, biological process: transmembrane transport. The coding region runs from base 1 to 1197 and encodes 398 amino acids. The transcript is spliced from 2 exons. Gene Ontology annotation, cellular component: endoplasmic reticulum.